CCCCAUUGUGUACUAUCUGUGUAUGAGUAUGGAAGUCAUGGUUCCAAACCUGCUGCUUCCCGCAGUUUGUCUAAUGCUGUGCUUCUCACUUAUUCUGUGCUCUAAAGAUGGCCAGGGUGAAAUCUCACCGCAGGAUGUGAAGUUCCAUUCUGUGGACUACAGAAAUGUUUUACACUGGAACCCCAAUGCUCUCUCAUCCAGCGAACCACAAUAUUAUGUCCAGUACAAAAUCUAUGGGGACAAGCACUGGGUCAAUGUGACACACUGCCAAGGCAUCAGGGGGCACCUGUGUGACCUGAGCAAGGAGACUGCAGAUGCCCGGGAGUAUUACUAUGCCAGAGUCCAGGCAGCCCUUCCAGGAGUCCAUUCCCCUUGGGUCCUCAGCAGCAGGUUCAACCCACACUGGCAAACUUCAAUAAGCCCACCUAGACUGAAGCUUGAGGUGACAGAGCAAGGCAUUGUGGUCCAGCUCAGAGCUCCAAGCUCACCAAACAUGAGGAAGAAGGACAGCUGUGUUUCCAUAAGGAAGUGGCAGAGGCUGAUUUACAGAAUAUAUGUCACCUGUGAUAACAUAGUACAGGAAGAACACAGCGUGAAUGGCUGCACGAAUGAGCUCUUGAUUGCAGACUUGAGGCCAAGCACAACCUGCUGCUUCCAAGCAGCAGUCCACAUACAGCACCUGGGUCGCACCUCUGCAAAAGGGAAGAAGUCAUGCAUCACCACUCUCUAAAGCCACCUGCAGUGGUGCUAGAAGAAAUGGUGCUGGAUAUCUAAGGUGCAUUAAAAAUCAGAGACAUAUAAUUAUCUGAAAGCUGAGCUUGCUGAUCAUGAUGUGUUUACAACUGCGUCACCUCUGGUGUUGCCAAAUCAGGGAUGUGCUUUGUGUUUUUCUUGCAGUAGAGUGCAGCAUAUUGUUUUCUUGUAUGUUCAGCUGCAUGUCUAGAACAAAUUGUGCUUUGUGUCACCUCAACCAUGUAAUGUUCUAAUUCAUUAAAAAAACCUAAUAACUGUU
Anguilla anguilla (European eel) is the source of this 1012-nucleotide messenger RNA. RefSeq names its product interleukin 22 receptor, alpha 2 (gene il22ra2). Gene Ontology annotation, molecular function: protein binding. NCBI's taxonomy places the organism in Eukaryota, Metazoa, Chordata, Actinopteri, Anguilliformes, Anguillidae. The record is from RefSeq and is a predicted model, not a curated record. The transcript is spliced from 6 exons. Bases 23 to 730 code for a protein of 235 amino acids.